Messenger RNA from Spinacia oleracea (spinach), 1515 nucleotides. RefSeq lists its product as uncharacterized. Lineage: Eukaryota; Viridiplantae; Streptophyta; Magnoliopsida; Caryophyllales; Amaranthaceae. Bases 113 to 1330 code for a protein of 405 amino acids. The record is from RefSeq and is a predicted model, not a curated record. Gene Ontology annotation, molecular function: pyridoxal phosphate binding; L-kynurenine:2-oxoglutarate transaminase activity. The transcript has 9 exons. Gene Ontology annotation, cellular component: cytoplasm. Gene Ontology annotation, biological process: biosynthetic process.
CGCCCAAUUUCCUGCAUGACAAAUUGAUAAAGAAGACUGAGAACCCAUUGAUAAUAUGAUAACUGAUAAGAUAAGGUUGAUUUGAGGAGAGAGAAAAUAACUCAAACCAAAAAUGGAGGAGAAAUUAUCAUCAUUUGCAAAAUCAACAACACCAUCACCAAUUCAACAGCUUUCUCAUCUUGCUCAACGUUGCAAUGCCAUCAACCUUGCUGAAGGCUUCCCUGACUUUCCUGCUCCUUCCCACAUCAAAAACGCUGCCGUUUCCGCCAUUAACUCUGACUUUAAUCAAUACAGACAUGUGCAGGAAAUAUGUGAUCAUGUAGCAAAGAAUAUGAAGGACAUGCAUGGUUUGGAUGUUGACCCUGUGACAGAUAUAGUGAUUUGUUGUGGUCAAACUGAGGCAUUUGCUGCGUCAAUGUUUGCCUUGCUUGAUCGCGGCGAUGAAGUUAUCGUGCUUGACCCAUCAUAUGAGACAUAUGAAUCUUGCAUCAGUAUGGCUGGAGGAGUACCGGUAUUUGUGUCCUUAGACCCUCCUUAUUGGACUCUAGACCCUGAGAAACUGAUGAAGGCCUGUACUUCCAAGACAAAAGCUAUAGUGUUGAACAGCCCUCACAAUCCAACAGGGAAAGUGUUUGGACUAGACGAGCUGGACAUAAUCGCUGAAGCUUGCAUUAAAUGGGACUGCCUAGCUGUUACAGAUGAAGUGUAUGAAUAUAUAACCUAUGAUAAUGAAAGACACAUAGCCCUCGCGUCACUUCCAGGAAUGCAAGAGCGUACCAUAAUCACUUCCUCCUUGUCUAAAACUUAUUGUGUGACAGGUUGGAGAAUUGGAUGGGCCAUUGCCCCUGCAUGUAUUGCUGAUGCUAUAAGAAAUAUCCACAUAAGACUUACAGAUUCAGCCCCAGCACCUUUCCAAGAAGCUGCCUUGGCGGCUCUGCAGAGCCCUCCGCAAUAUUAUAAGUCACUGAAAGACGACUAUGAGUCAAGAAGAGACUUCAUAACAGAAAUGCUCAGUGGGAUUGGUUUCCAGAUUGAGUUUAAGCCUCAGGGUUCAUUUUUCAUAUUCGCCGAGCUACCCAAUGAUUACAAACAAUGUGAUAUAGACUUUGUUGAAGAAUUGAUAAAACAAGCAGGAGUAGUUGGUGUUCCAGGAUGUGGAUUUUUCCAUACGAAGCGGCCUCCUGAUGGCUAUCAAAGAAGGUACAUUAGAUUUGCUUUCUGCAAAAGCAGUCAGACUCUGAUUGCUGCUCUUCGUCGAAUAAGUCCACUGCUUAACUCCUCAGGUCAUCUCAACCUAUUUUUUAACUCUGAGAAAGCCCUUGAUUCUUGACAAUUUUGUAAUCAGAUAGUUUUGUUAAUCUUUAUUUGCUUCAUAAACGGAGGCAUCAUAUUAUAAAUUUUCACGUGUAAUGUUAUACCGAAGAAUAUGUCAUGUACAAUACUUCAGAACUGCAGGAAUUAUGUAAUGUAACGUAACAUCAACAUAGGCCCUCCACCCUCCAGAAUUAGUUGUCA